Eublepharis macularius is the source of this 1458-nucleotide messenger RNA. It is a transcript of the gene NUDT17, whose product is annotated as nudix hydrolase 17. Gene Ontology annotation, molecular function: NADH pyrophosphatase activity. The transcript is spliced from 8 exons. NCBI's taxonomy places the organism in Eukaryota, Metazoa, Chordata, Lepidosauria, Squamata, Eublepharidae. The record is from RefSeq and is a predicted model, not a curated record. Gene Ontology annotation, cellular component: cytosol. Gene Ontology annotation, biological process: NADP+ catabolic process; NAD+ catabolic process. Bases 238 to 1155 code for a protein of 305 amino acids.
UCCAAGCGUCUCCAUGCUCUCUAACUGACCACCAGAGAGUCUGUUUCCCUUGUUUGCAAAACAAAAGCGACUGGCGAAGGAGCAGCAGUUUUUACGCAAAGGAUCUCCCGUAACACAAGCAACCCUUUGACUGUUAUGCAAUUCCCCAAGGUUUGCAGGAUGAGCCCGGAGUAUUUGAAAUCUCACUGAAGCACCUGUGGGGCUGAUGCUUUGCUAGAUAGAGAGCAUUUCGCUCUAAUGCUUAAGGGCGCGACCAUGGAGAAUGUCCGGAAAGUUCUGGUGCAUCUCUCCAAAGAGAACAGCCGGCCGCAGCGCGCCAACUUUCAGCAGAGCAUAGUUGGUCACUUCUGUGCUGCAUGCAAAGACAGCUUGAUGGUGAACUGUGGCCUGAACCAACACCAGUUCCUCAUUUCAGAUACGGCGUUUGCUGGCUCCAGGCAAGUCCUUCUGCAGAGGCCGCCUUUCUGCCCCAUCAAGCAUUUGAGUGAUGCACAAGCCGCUUUGCUCCCUGCAGAGACCCGAGAUCGAGGUGUGGAUGUGGGCGUGGCCGUCCUUCUGCAGUCUGCCAGCCAGAAGGUUUUGUUGACGCGGCGGGCCAAGGACCUGAGCAUCUUUCCUAACCUUUGGGUCCCUCCAGGUGGUCACAUUGAACCUGGUGAACAGUUGCUGGAUGCUGGGCUAAGAGAACUGCAAGAAGAGACAGGCUUGUGCCUGCAGGCUGGGGAGUUCUCCUGGAAAAUGCUGGCCCUCUGGGAGUCUGUAUACCCUCCUAUGCUGAGCAGAGGCUUGCCAAAGCGCCACCACGUGGUCGUCUACCUCCUGCUGCUUUCCCCUGAGAACCAUCAACAGCUGCAGAUGCGAUUUAAACCAGAUGAGGCUGAAGUGAGUGCAUACACCUGGCUGGAACCCCAAGUCCUGGCCUCUGUUGCUGCUACGGAGGAUGGAGCCAGACAUACCAUGAAGGUAGCUGGUGAUCUUCCUCAAGUUAUCAGAAUCACAGAACUAGAGCAUGGCUCAGCAAAGACCACGACGAUUCCUACUGCAACUUUCCUCAACACUGCUCCACCAGAAGGCGAGGAUGUGGAACGAGUCAGCACUGGGACCAAGUUUGCCAUUCGGCUCUGGCUCGACACUUUAGCACCACAGACUGAGUGAGCGGGAAAGCUCACUGAUGCGAGUUUAGAGAGAAAAAUAACAAUUGGGGAGAGUUCCAAGAUGGUGGUGACCAAAUGUAGAUACGCCUGGCCUAGGCUGUACCAUUCUGUACCACCAAAAGCCGGCUGCCCUUGUGCAUUUAUGGCACCUUCUAGUUGGGAACUGUGUAUUUCAGAUUUACAGUUACCGAAUAGACAAGAUACAGGCUAACAUGCAAUUGCAAGGGACUGCUAAUGGUACUGACUGCAGACGUAGAUGGGGUUCUGUGGGAGGGUCAUUAUCUCUGUUGUGCAAAGAAUUAAA